AUGUCAGCAAACAACACACUGGAAGUUGACGAUGAUAGUUCCAAUGUAAACGACAAAAGUCUUCCCACCACAACUUCCGUUCUUGACAAAAGCAGAAGUCUCUUCGGAAAUUCAUCUACUGUGUUGUCCAAACCAGCUAAAGAAACCACGCCUGAUAGGAACGAGGGAGAACCAAGUGUAGGUACCGAGCCAUCCGUUACCAUGGAGAAGCAAGAGCAUGCUGGAGAUACUACUUCGAUCGAAGGAACGGAGCGUGUGAGCGCUGGUGCAGCGUCCAUUGCAGACGACGAAUCGAUGGAUACAACGGAGCCUCAAGAGCCGCCGAAACCCGAUUCUGUCGACGAAGUGGAAGAAUCUUUUGAGAAAAAGACAAUCAGUAUGGAUACAAGUGACGCUGCCGAAAACAACAAAGAGGAUGAAGUUGAGGAGAAAGAACAGAACAAGGAUGAAGAAGAAGGCAAUGUUGAUGCAGACACAGAAGUGGAAAAAAUGGAAGUUGAAGUUGAAGGAGAAGAAGAAGAGGAUGACGAGGAAGAAGAAGUGCCGAAGAAAAAGGCAAAGAGAACCGCUGUUUCGGAUGAAGACGAGGAAGACAGAACAGACGAGCAAAGCGGCGAAGCCAGUUCUGGUGAUCAAGUCUUAUCUUCGGAGUCAAACUCUCAAGCUUCCCCAGUCAAAGCCAGUGGCGCAAGUUCACCUGCUCCUCUGCAAGAACGUUCUCCAGCUUCCUCUCAGAAAGUUUUGGCAGAACAAUCAAACGGAGCCUCAACUGAGCAAGCAGAAGAAAGUGAUGAGGCACCAGAAGACGCACCCGUAGAAGAAGAAGAAGAAGAAGAAGUUGAGGCGGCAUCGGAAACCAUGCCCACAGAAGAUCAGGAAGAUGUCGACACCGCAGAAACGGUGCCUGCUGAAGAUGAAGUGGCUGAUGAGCCAGAAGCUACUGCACCCGCUGAAGUUGAGGAAGGUGAUGAGACAGCGGAAGGACAAGAAACCGCCGACGAAGACAAUGAGGUCGCAGAAACAGAUGGUGAGAUGACGAUCGCAGAAGAAGAGCCAACGUCAUCCACACGAAGCGGUCGCUCCAAGAGAACGUCGACUGCUGCUCCAACACCAACUUCCACUGCCACCCCAAGACGUGGACGAGGCCGUCAAUCCACUGUGAAGACACCCGCUGAAGACACCAAGAAAGACGCAACGCCUGCGCGACGAGGCCGUUCAUCGAGAGGUGCAGAGAAAAAGGAAGAGCAAGUCGCACAAGAAGAGCCAGAAGAGCAGGAAGAGGAAGUCCAAGAAGAAGUUCCAGAGGAAACACCUAAACGGGGGCGUGGUAGACGCUCUGUCGCAGCAAAACCACAAGAAGUUGUAGAAGUUGCGGAAGAAGAAGAAGAACAAGUAGAAGAGGAAACACCCAAAAGAAAAGGACGUGGAAGACGCUCUGCACCGACGAAGGAGGAGGUUGAAGAAGUUGCGGAAGAGGCCCCUGAGGUUGAAGAUGCUGAGAAAGAGACUCCAAAACGGGGGCGUGGAAGACGUUCAGUUCAGACGCCUUCCUCGUCUGCAAGUUCCGCUCCACGUUCCGCCAGAGGGAGAGGUAGAAAGACAAAAGUUGAGGAACAAGUGGAUGAAGAGCCUGUUGUUGAAGAAGAAGAACAAGAAGUGGAGGAGGAAGAAGCAAACGAUACCACCGAGAAGCCAAAAACUCCGAGAGGACGAAAAUCUGCAGCCAAGCCAGAAGUUGAAGAGGAAGAAGCUCCAGAAACACCUGAUGACAAAGAUGUGCCAACUUCUUCUCGUAGAUCGGCUAGAUCAACAAGAGGAAUUGCAAAACCACAUCCCACGACACCUGCGGUAACCAACAAACGAACUCCAGCUCGUGGUAGAAAGAAGGAAGAGUCGGUUACUGAGGAAACCAUUGAGGAAGUUGAUGAGCCCGUUGAAACACCGCCUGCAAAAAGAGGACGUGGUGGAGCAUCGAAAAGUGGUCCAAGUCCCAGUAAGAAGGCUGGUGGUCAUGACCCUUACGAUAUGGACACGGAGAUGGAACAUCACCCGGAGCCAUUAAAAAGGAUUCAUAUGGAGGUUCAAAAUUUUGGUACUGUCAAGUACGCAUCAUCUGGAGCUGAAUCGAAAUAUGCAAAGUUUGAAUCAAUUGCCGAAUCAAGAAUUGGCGAUCUUCAAUCAUCCUCUUCUUCGUCGUCCUCAAAUAACCGUCGCUCUCUUGCCGACAUGACUCCAGGUAAAGAUAAACCAAAGUCAAGAGGAACACCUGGAACUGGAAGAAAGCCGCGCGCGAAGAAGGAGGAGGCUCAUCAAAACGAUGUCGAGAUGGAAGAAGCAACUCCAGCUGAACCUUCCGCAGCUCCGACUCCAUCGGGCCGUGGACGCAAGAGAAAGAGCGAAGCUUCUGAACAGACGUCGCCACCUGCCAAAAGAGAGCAGCAUGUUGAACUGAAAGAGUUGGACUGUGAGGAGCAACUUCGAGUUGAUCACCCACAAGACGACAAUGAGCCACACGCUCCGGGAGCUCGUGUCUAUGCCAUCUACCAAAAGGCGUUCUAUCCGGCUGUUAUUCUUUCGGAACGCGAUGGUCUCGGACGUUACAAGAUUCAAUUCAUUUCCGAUAAACUUGUAAAAGAUGUACCAAAUUCUGGUAUCAUACCUCUUCGUGUGUUAACUAUUGGCAAAAUUGCAAUCUAUAACGAGGAAGAUGUUCGUUUGGAAGCAACUCCGAAUGAUAUCAGUGCUGCUGAAUGGGCGAAAGGAAAAGUGACAAUUUCAAUGCUUGACGAUGAAGGCGAUCCAACAGAUGACGUGAAAACUGUCGAGUGGAAGGAUAUCUCGUUCGAUCAAAGCGAAUGGCGUGAUUAUAUCAAAAAUUUGGAUCAAAAUGCCACCGCAAUCGUUACGUCCAACAUCACGACUAUAGCGGAAGCUUCUCGUGCUCGUAAACCAGUCCCUGCACCUCAGAAGCCAAAACCAAAGCCGCCAGCACGCAAGAAGAAAGAAGAGGAAGUCGUCGAAUCCAGAGGCGCUUCUAUGACUCCAGCAGACGAAGACGAGGAUAGAGUUCUUCCAAUGAAAGAGGAAGCUAUCGGAAAGAACAUUUUCGCCGGAAAAGUGUUCAUGCUCACAUCAGCGAAUCGUUCAGGACUACAGAAUGUGUCUUCGAUGUUCAAGAAGAAGAAUCUCAUGACAUUCAUCAGUGAGAACGGUGGAGUCGUUACAGAACAACUCAGCGAUCGUCACGCCGAUCUGGAACCUCUUCUUAUUUCCGACACUUACUAUCGUACACACAAAUACUUGGCAGCACUAGCUCGUGGUAUUCCAUGCGUUAGCAAUCAGUGGCUGCAAGCCUGCGGAGAAGAGGGAGAAUGUCUCGAUUACGAAAAUUACAUUCUGCCAGCCGGUGCCUCAAUUUUCGAAAACGACACGGACAUGCCAGCACCGAAAAAUCCAUCUGAACUCCUAAAAGGAAAGGCAAUCUACGUUCACUCAACUCAUACGGCACGUGAAAACACCCAAGUUGGACCUGGCGGGACUUUUAUUGAGAUCUGGAAGCCAAUUUUGGAAAUGCUUGGUGCCACAGUCAUCGAAUGUGAUUGGGCCACCCUUGACGAAAUUGAGCUCAAGUUCGAUGUUGCUCUGGUCGAUGGAACAUUCCGUGAAGAAGUGAUGAGUUACGCAGACAAGAUUGGGGCGGGAAAAGUCACCUCGGAAUGGGUCAUUCAGACUAUAAUCUUGGGCAAGGCCCCUGAUCCGACAGCGCAUUCGAAAUUCGACCCGUACCGUCUGCACCAUCGAGCCCACCAUUAA
Molecule: messenger RNA, 3813 nt
Organism: Caenorhabditis remanei
Lineage: Eukaryota; Metazoa; Nematoda; Chromadorea; Rhabditida; Rhabditidae
Exons: 10
Coding region: 1-3813 (1270 amino acids)
Biological process (GO): positive regulation of transcription by RNA polymerase II; DNA damage checkpoint signaling
Cellular component (GO): nucleus
Molecular function (GO): histone binding
Source: RefSeq, a predicted model, not a curated record